AUGAGAGAGGAGGAACACUCAAAUGACCAUCCUGAGGGAGGGGUGGUGUCCAGCAAGGAGAACAACAAAAGACCACUUUCUAACGCCUGUCCUGUUGUGGUUGCGACGCCGGGGAUCACCGGGCGUAAGCGGCAGAUGGGUGCCCAAAUGGAGGAUCACAUUUCCGCAAUUACACCCACCAUGUCGGCAGACGACGGCAAGGUCAAGCCAGUAGAUAACAUUCAGAGCUACAAUUCAACUGGCCCCAAAAAGCUCAAGAAGAGUCCUCAGCAUCACCCGCUUUCCCUUUCUCCUGCACCCGGUCCCAGCCCUGAAGGUCUUUCAAGCGGCCUCGAGGACCCACAUGCCCAGCGGGUCAUCGCCAACAUCCGGGAGCGCCAGCGGACGCGAUCUCUGAAUGAAGCCUUUGCCUCGUUGCGCAAAAUAAUCCCAACGCUCCCCUCUGACAAACUGAGCAAGAUCCAGACACUUAAGUUGGCGUCACGCUACAUUGACUUUCUGUACCAGGUUCUGCAGAGUGAUGAGAUGGACACCAAGCUGGCAGGAUGUAACUACCUGGCCCAUGAGAGACUGAGCUAUGCUUUCUCUGUCUGGAGGAUGGAGGGAGCCUGGUCAACCAUGUCUGCUGGUCACUAG
Messenger RNA from Pelmatolapia mariae (spotted tilapia), 636 nucleotides. Its product is annotated as twist-related protein 2-like. The transcript has a single exon. Bases 1 to 636 code for a protein of 211 amino acids. Gene Ontology annotation, biological process: developmental process; regulation of transcription by RNA polymerase II. Lineage: Eukaryota; Metazoa; Chordata; Actinopteri; Cichliformes; Cichlidae. Gene Ontology annotation, molecular function: RNA polymerase II transcription regulatory region sequence-specific DNA binding; protein dimerization activity; DNA-binding transcription factor activity, RNA polymerase II-specific. The record is from RefSeq and is a predicted model, not a curated record.